UAUUAAAAUACAUAAAAUUUUUUGUAAAUUGAAAUGUUUUUAUAAAUAAUUUUGUUAUUUUUUAGUUAAGUUUCUUUUUCAAAAAAAAAAAAGGUGUUCUUUUUAACCAUUUAUAUGGUAUCGUGAAGGGGGAUCUAUCAGCUGAAGUUAUGCGUAGAAUUCAUGAAGAGGGAUUGACUUUUGAUUCCUUUGUUUUGCUUAAUGAAGAAGAUCUUAGAGAGCUGGGUUUAAAGAUGGGUGAGCGAAAGCUUUUGAUGUCUUGGAUAAAAUCAAGUGUAAAUUCUCAAUCUUCCACAGAAUGUUCAUCAACUAUGAAUCCAACAUCUGUAUCAACACCAGCUGCAAUAAUGCUACCACUACCUGCCCGUGAUGUUGUAGUUGUUGAGUCACAGGUUUAUGCUAUCGAGGAGUUAUUAUGUAACUAUACUAAGGGAGGAACUAAAAUAGUUGAAAAUCUGAAACAAGGCAUCUACUACACAAGAUCGGAACGUGUGUUAAUGAUUAAAGUCCUUGGCAAAUACCUGAUGAAAAAUUGUUUAAUUCAAAAUGAUCCUAGUUCAAAAGAAAUGACAAAUUUGGCAAAGAGUAUUGUCAUGGAAUUUCCGGUUCUAUUUUCCAAAACCACACCAAACGGAUAUGAAGAGAUCUACUGUGCAAAGGGUGCCACUGGUUACCUUGCCCAAUAUGUGCGGCAAAAACGUCACAGAGACCCAUUUAUUAAAAAGCAUUGGACUUGGCGAAAAAAUAGAGUUACCAUUACUAAUCCUUUAUCAAACAUUGAUGAUGAUGAGCGUCGUCUUCAAGAAAGUAGACCAACGGCGGUUAACCUAUUUGAGUUAGUGCAGCUCAUGCAUAACACUAGAGAGCAUAGACGAGCUUGGAUCAAUACUUGCAAUCCUGAUGCCACUAGUAUUUUAAACAGAUUCCCUCGUUUAUUUGAUGUAAGCGAGUUGAUUAGCAAAGAGUUUGCAGCGAUUGCAGGCGAAUUUUUUUCUCUGCGAGUUGCUAUGCUAUCUUUUCGUCAAAAGAUACUUGUUUACUCUGAAAAUCUUAAAGAUGCAACAAAUGUUAAGAGCGUACAAAUCUAAUGAAUUUGAUGAAG
Messenger RNA from Hydra vulgaris (swiftwater hydra), 1102 nucleotides. NCBI's taxonomy places the organism in Eukaryota, Metazoa, Cnidaria, Hydrozoa, Anthoathecata, Hydridae. The record is from RefSeq and is a predicted model, not a curated record.